This is a messenger RNA of Phyllostomus hastatus (greater spear-nosed bat), 1073 nucleotides long. It is a transcript of the gene TCEAL9, whose product is annotated as transcription elongation factor A like 9. The coding region runs from base 296 to 610 and encodes 104 amino acids. The record is from RefSeq and is a predicted model, not a curated record. The transcript has 3 exons. NCBI's taxonomy places the organism in Eukaryota, Metazoa, Chordata, Mammalia, Chiroptera, Phyllostomidae.
CAAGAGUCGACGUGUACAAAAGUCCUGCUAGUCUGCUUCUUGUUCCUGCCUGGGUACCAGCUUCCUUCUGUAGCUUGAUGGCCGAUGCCUGAGGCCAGGGAAGGCAAAGAAGUCAAUUGGCCAGAAUUUUGCAGAUCUGCAGAUCUGUUGUCCACUAUACUACACAACCAGUAGAAAAGACAAGAAACUGACCGGAUCAGUCCUGGUAGAAGCAAUUAUAUUCAAAGAAAAAUAAGCAGGAGAAAAAGAAAGGAAGAGAAAAAAAGAGGAAAGGAAGGAAGAGGACAGACACAAGAUGAAACCCUGUCAAAAAACUGAAGGAAAACCAGAAAAUGAAAGUGAACCAAAGCCUGAGGAAGAGCCAAAAUCUGAGGAAAAGCCAGAGGAGGAGGAAGAGCCAAAGGAGGAGGAAAAAACAGAAGGAACACUUAGAGAAAAGCUGAUUCAGUCUCUCCAGGAAUUUAAAGAAGAUAUACACAAUAGGCAUUUAAGCAAGGAUGAUAUGGUUAGAGAAGUAAAUGAAUUAGAUGAGAUAAGGAGAGUAAGAAACAAACUUACAGUGAUGCGUUGGAAGAUUAAUCGAAACCACCCUUACCCCUAUUUAAUGUAGGUUACUUUGAUUUUUAUUUUUUCUAAUAUUAACAUUGCCAUAUAGCUUUCUUUGGAUUUGCAUUUUCCUGAUAAACCUUUGUUCAUUUUUCUACUUUUAAGGUGUUGCUAUAAUAGUGGUUUUUAGAUGCAUCUCUUGCUUCUACAUCUCAUUGUUUAUCAUAUUUUGAACAAAUCUUUAAGUGUCUGCAUUUUAAUAGGAGAGAGAGCUUUACUCGUUUGUACAAAAAGAGGUUCCUGACAGGAUAUAAAAUGGAAAAAAAAUGUUACUAAGGAAUAUGUGAAUAUCAUAUUUUUAAAAGGAAAGGGUACAUUUGUAUAUGAAAUAUAUGCACAGAAAAACAUGUGAAGGAUAAAAGACAGAAAUGUAUGUUAAGUGGCAAGAUUAUGAGUGUUUUUUAAAAUUCUGCUUACUUGUAUUUUUCCUUAUUCUUAGAAUGUAUGUGCAUUGUUAAAAUAAUAAA